AUGAAUACUGAGAAGAAAAUCGAUGAGUCAGAGCUACAAUUUCGUGAUUCAAGCUCAUCAUCAACUGAUGAGAAGCAAGGAUUUUGGUCUUCGUUCGUGGAUUCAUUCAAGCCACCAAUAGACGAAAAGGCGAUACAGAAAAUAGACAAUGAUGUAGACGAGAAAGCAACUUUGACCGAUGUGCAAAAGAUCAAUAUCAAUUCAACCAACCAAGAUUUACGUCGAGAGUUGAAAACUAGACACUUGCAAAUGAUUUCAAUUGGAUCGAGUAUAGGUACUGGUUUGUUUGUGGGUACUGGUAGUGCGUUAAAUACGGGUGGUCCUGGAGCUAUCAUAAUUGCUUGGUUUAUUACGGCCACUGCUGUAUUUUCAACAAUGCAAGGAUUGGGCGAGUUAGCAACCACGUUUCCUGUUAGUGGCAGCUUUAAUGUGUUUGCAAGUCGAUUUGUUGAACCAGCUGUAGGGUUUGCAGUGGGAUGGAACUAUUUUUUGCAAUAUUUCACAUUAUUGCCAUUGGAAUUGGUGGCUGCGGCAAUCACGAUACAGUACUGGGAUUCAGGUGUAAAUUCCGAUGUCUUUGUUAUAAUAUUCUGGUUGGCCAUUACAUUUAUAACCCUUUUUGGUGUGAAGGCAUUUGGUGAGGUGGAGUUUGUGCUAUCGACUCUCAAAAUUUUAGCUGUCAUUGGGUUUGUAAUAUUGGGUAUCGUGUUGAUUGCAGGAGGCGGUCCUACCCAUGAAUUUGUUGGUGGGAAAUAUUGGCAUAAUCCCGGUCCUUUUGCUGCCGGUUUUAAAGGUGUCGCUUCAUGUAUCGUUACAGCUGCUUUUUCUUACGGAGGUACAGAGAUGGUUGGAUUAACGGCAAGCGAAACAUCCAAUGUUCGUCAAUCGUUGCCUAGAGCAAUCAAGCAAGUGUUUUGGAGAAUUGUGCUUUUUUAUUUUGGUUCAUUGAUUAUGAUCUCGUGCUUGGUUCCAUAUAACGACAAGAGGUUAUUGGGACUGAGUUCAGUAGACGCAUCAGCUUCAGCAUUCACUAUUGCCAUCAUCAAUGGAGGUAUCAACGGGUUACCAAGUGUGAUCAAUGCCGUUAUUUUGGUUUCCGUGUUGUCGGUGGGAAAUACUGCUGUGUACGCCACUUCAAGAACCUUGAAAUCCUUGGCCGAGCAAGGAAUGGCUCCAAAGCUUGUUGGGUACGUUGAUCGUUCCGGUAGGCCAAUUGUCGCCAUUGGUAUCACCAACGCAUUUGGAUUGUUUGCAUUAAUUGCAGCCAACAAUGGUGCACAAGAAUCGGCAUUUGAUUGGUUGUUGGCAAUAUCAGGAUUGUCUUCUAUCUUUACCUGGAUAUGUAUCAACUUGAGUCAUAUUAGAUUUAGAGCAGCUUUAAAAUCACAAGGAAGAACUACCGAUGAAUUACCAUUUGUUGCACAAUCAGGCAUUUGGGGAUCAUAUUAUGGACUUGUGCUUAAUAUUUUGUUCCUUGUGGCUCAAUUUUGGAUUGCGCUAUUCCCUUUGGGGGAGUCUCCUAGUGCUUACAACUUCUUUUUGAAUUAUUUGGGGUUCCUCGUAUUGGUUGUGUCUUGGGUUGGUUACAAAAUUUGGAAACGCAAUUUGAAAUUGUACUUGCCAAUUGAGGAAAUUGAUGUUGAUACUGGACGUGCCGAUGUUGAUACAGACUUAUUGAAACAGGAAGUAGAGUUGGAGAGGGAAGCAUUGGCGGAGAAGCCAUUUUAUAUAAGGUGUUAUAGAUUCUGGUGUUGA
Lodderomyces orthopsilosis Co 90-125 is the source of this 1755-nucleotide messenger RNA. Its product is annotated as amino acid permease. The coding region runs from base 1 to 1755 and encodes 584 amino acids. NCBI's taxonomy places the organism in Eukaryota, Fungi, Ascomycota, Pichiomycetes, Serinales, Debaryomycetaceae. Gene Ontology annotation, cellular component: membrane. The record is from RefSeq and is a predicted model, not a curated record. Gene Ontology annotation, biological process: amino acid transmembrane transport. The transcript has a single exon. Gene Ontology annotation, molecular function: amino acid transmembrane transporter activity.